Molecule: messenger RNA, 635 nt
Organism: Aethina tumida (small hive beetle)
Lineage: Eukaryota; Metazoa; Arthropoda; Insecta; Coleoptera; Nitidulidae
Exons: 4
Coding region: 177-635 (152 amino acids)
Source: RefSeq, a predicted model, not a curated record
UUUGUUUCCACACAUCUUCAUUCACAUUCAUUUUGAUGUUAAGUUUCCGGAAUAUUUACCAACACACUGUUACUAAAAUGCUCAGAACUGAUUCAUCAUUGGUACAAAUUUAGUUUCAUCUAAGUGAUCAGUGGUGAUGUAACUGUGAAGAAGGUUAGACUGAUCAGCACGAAGAAAUGAAUCUUUACACUUCUUUAAUUGUUACUAUUAUUAGUGUAACUACGGCACUACCUCCUAAUAGUCAACAUCGAUUUUUAACAUCUAUUGGAGACAGACAAUAUUAUAUUGAAAAUUAUCUUAAGGCAAAUUGGGAGUUAGCUUUUCUAACAUGUCGUAAACGUGGCCUCCACCUGGUGUCCCUGGAGGAAAAGACGUACCUUAAACAGUUAAAGGACUAUCUAUCAAAAAAUGACUUAAGAGAUAAAUCAUUUUGGACGUCCGCAACUAAUAAGAAUUUGGACUCUUGGUACUGGUUUGGUGUUGGAGAACCAUUCAAAGACGACAUUGAAGGCGAUUCGAAUAAUGAAGGAGGUCAUUGCUUGACAAUGAAAGGAGAUUUUUUCCAUAGCACAAACUGCAAUUCAACUAAUUAUUUUAUAUGUGAAUAUAUACCCAAUCCAUCAUCCAGGUAUUAA